CUCUCAACUCCAGUGAGCUGCUUGUCUCAAACCAUAGCUUCUGAAGAGUAAGGUGUGCUGCUUUUCAGCUUACAGCCAUGGCUCUUGGACCACUUUUCAGAGUUUCCUGGAUUUGUCUGUUGCUGUGUGACUUCACUGUAGGAUUACCAAUCACAAGAGAGUAUGGAUAUCCAUAUUAUGAAGACCCAAGUUACCAACAACCUGGUUCUGGUUCAGCCACAUCUCAACUAAACGCACAACUUGCUCCUGCGGUAGGGGGGCUUAUUAAUGGCGGCUCAACAGACUGGGUCCAGGAAAACCUUGAAAACCCACCUGAAUUUCCUUUAAGCUCCAACUACCCUCCGAUUUCUCCUGCAAAUUCUCAGCAAAGUCCUUCUACAGAUGGUAUGCCUGCUUAUCCAGCUGUGGUGUUUACUCGUGAAGCCACAUUUGAGCCUGCACCAUCUUCCACAUCCAAUGUUGUAAAGUUUCCAAGCGUUGAGUCGUGGCAGCCUAAGCCAGCAAGCAAUGGUUCUAGUUUGGCUAACCAGAACAUCAACCUUGGCUCCCGUGAAAGUGGCUCAAGGAACAUCCCUCAUCUUGUUUUUGAAGACGUCUUUCAAUAUCCAUCUGAGAAUAUUGACACUUCCAAUACUGCAGGAGGGUAUGGUCAAGCUGCGGGCCAGGGGACUUCAAGAGGAUCUGUUCCACCACCAAAAGGGCCCUCAUUCCCCAAAAACCCAGCAAAUGAAAGGGCCCAACAGGCAAAGCAAAAUUAUGGAAAGAUGCCAAAACCAGUUUCUCGCCCCAGAAAAGCGUUGGCUCCCCAGAGAGUGAGUGAACCAUUCGCUCAAAGCUAUAUAAGCCAGUCCAGAAACAGCUACCAGCGAGCAAAGUAUCGACAAUCCAACACCAGGUACUCUCCAAGGUCCAAAUGGUAACCAACAUGGAUUUUUGAAUUGGAAGUUGCAGAAUGUGAUGUCCUCCCAAAGAAACAAAAUAAAACUUUUUAAACUUUAAA
Molecule: messenger RNA, 1000 nt
Organism: Gymnodraco acuticeps
Lineage: Eukaryota; Metazoa; Chordata; Actinopteri; Perciformes; Bathydraconidae
Exons: 5
Coding region: 78-920 (280 amino acids)
Source: RefSeq, a predicted model, not a curated record